AUGGAGAGAGGAUUAUUAGAAGACCUGUGCCGAGGGGCACGAAUCCCAGUAACCAAAGCUGUGCUGGUGGCGGGGUUCCCAGAAGAGAUGGAACCAAAUGAAAUUGAGGAAAGCCUAGAUGCAGCUGAAAUACUGGGGAGGGUAAAGGUCCACACCCGUAUUUACAACCGCAAAGUGAAGGGCAUGGUAGCACUAUGUACUCACUCCAAGGAAGCAGAUCUUGACAAAGUGCCCAAAGAGGUGAAAGUAGAAGGUAUCCCCUGGACAAUUCUCGGGGCAGAGCAGUCCCCUCCUAGUGUGCCUGAGUCACUUGAGGUGGAUUCUUUAGCACAGAAAUUGCAAGCUCUGAUGGUAGAUGAGAAGCGGACAAGAGAAGAAUUAAUUUUAGCAUUAGGAGGGGAUCCAACACCUGCAGCACCCAGCCUGGUGGGAUGGGCCAAAGAGCUAGGAAAUGCUCUCAAAGAUGCAUUGAAGCCGGUACAUGAAAAUUCUCCAUACAAGCGGUUACGUUCAUUCUCGGGGGUGUCACCUGUACCAUCAGGGGAGGAUGAUUAUGAAACCUGGAGGGAUUUUACGGUGCCACUUGUCCAAGAGUGGGAAUGCUCUGAUGCUGAGAAGCGGAAACGGGUGCUUGAGAGUCUGAGGGGACCUGCCAUGCGAAUUAUCCGAGCCCUGAAAGACUCACAACCAGCCGCCACAGUGCAAGACUAUUUAACCGCUCUUGAGAGUGUCUACGGUGCUACUGAUAGCAGUGAAGACCUGUAUUAUCGGUUUCGCCAUACCUAUCAGGAGCCCCACGAACGAUUGUCUGAUUUCAUCAGGAGACUAGAGGAUUUGCUACAGCAGGUAGUGCGGAAGGAGGGCAUCCCCACCAAGCGCAUUGAUUUCGCAAGAUUGGACCAAAUCCUCCGGGGCACCCGACAAGAUGGGUUGAUGUUGUGGAAACUGCAGCUGAGGGAGCGGGCCCAAGACCCACCCCCAUUCCACAAGCUCAUUCGAGAGAUACGUGAGGAGGAGGAGCGAUUGUUGCAAGCGGAUGCAGUGUUGCAGCCGAAGACGGCAGGGAGUCACACCACCACAGUGCUUGGAGAGAUGGAAGAUGCCCCAUCAGUGGCAGCAGCACUGAGAGAUUUGACCCGAGAAGUGGCCAUGAUGAAAGCUCAGGGACAUACUGUGCCAUCCUCAAGAGAGGAGAGUAGCAGGAGGGGUGAUAGCCAGCGUGAAGGUUUCUGUUAUAACUGUGGAAGAGAUGGUCACUAUGCCUUCGACUGUCAAAACAAGACAGAUCAUGCAAGGGUAUCUCAGAGAUUGCAGCAGACCAUUAGGAGGCUUCAGGGAAACACCCACAGGGCUUGGGGAAGGAGCAACCCAAGACAAGGCUCCCCAGGAAAAACCACAAACAGAGGCUACCCACGUGGGCUGAUAGGCCCCCAGGCUAUAGUACCUGUUCGUAUAGAAGGACGAUUGUGUGAGGCAUUGCUGGACAGUGGAUCACAGGUCACCAUACUUUAUGAAUCUUACUACCGAGAACACCUGCAGCAUUUGCCCCUGCGUCCCCUGUCUGGCCUGACAGUCUGGGGAAUUGGCUGUGACUCCUGCCCCUAUCGGGGAUAUAUCCUGUUGAAUGUUCAGUUCCCAAAGAACGUUGCGGGGGUAAACCAGGAAACAGAAACUUUGGCACUGGUCUGCCCAGAUCCAAAGGGAAGCACCUUUAAUCCUAGGGACAAAUGCAAACCUGUUCCAGAGGUUGGCGUGGAAAUGCCGUGA
Mauremys mutica (yellowpond turtle) is the source of this 1767-nucleotide messenger RNA. Its product is annotated as paraneoplastic antigen Ma1 homolog. The coding region runs from base 1 to 1767 and encodes 588 amino acids. The transcript has a single exon. Lineage: Eukaryota; Metazoa; Chordata; Testudines; Geoemydidae. Gene Ontology annotation, biological process: proteolysis. Gene Ontology annotation, molecular function: aspartic-type endopeptidase activity; nucleic acid binding; zinc ion binding. The record is from RefSeq and is a predicted model, not a curated record.